Molecule: messenger RNA, 780 nt
Organism: Sclerotinia sclerotiorum 1980 UF-70
Lineage: Eukaryota; Fungi; Ascomycota; Leotiomycetes; Helotiales; Sclerotiniaceae
Exons: 2
Coding region: 1-780 (259 amino acids)
Molecular function (GO): methyltransferase activity
Source: RefSeq, a predicted model, not a curated record
AUGCCAGUCGAUGAAGAAGAACUCGAUCGUCUACGUAUAAUUCACCAAAUAUACCUCCAAAUCUUCGAUAACGAACUUACUACCGUACCUUUGGAAUCACCUACUCGCAUUCUGGAUAUUGGAACAGGAGCUGGUGAUUGGGCUAUGGGAAUGGGUGAUCUAUGGCCCUCGGCCGAAAUAAUCGGAACAGAUAUUGCCAAAGUUCAACCCACAGCAGUCCCACUAAAUGUCUUCUUCGAGAUCGAUGACGCGGAAGAAGAAGGUGGGUGGACAUGGCCACCUAACGAAUUUGAUUUGAUCCAUUUGAGAAAUAUGGCAGGUGCAUUCGGUGAUUGGGAUCAUAUAUAUUCCGAAGCAUAUAUACAUUUAAAACCCGGUGGAUGGAUUGAAAUCAUGGAUUUCGAUGACCAUAAAGCUUUCCUUACAUUUUUCGAUGAAGAUAGUCCCAUUCCAGCUCUCUUACGUGAUAUGGAAGAAGCCGCUCGGAUAUCUGGACGACCACGUGGAAUUGCGCAUCUAGAACAGGAAAAAUUGCGAAAAUUAGGGUUUGUAGAUGUUAAGGCUUUGGGGUGGGAUGAAGAGGAAGUGAGGAGAAGGUGUGUGAUAUGUGGAGAGGAUAUGAAGAGGGUUAGUUUAAAUGCGGAGAGAGCGAGGGGUUUGAAAACUAUGGUGAGGGUUUUGGUAGGUAGGAAACCGGGUGGGGAAGUGGAUUCUCACGGAGAUGGGGAUGGAGAUGGGGAGAGUGUGAUGACGGAAACCAGGACGAUUCACGGUGAUUGA